AUGAACGGUCGUCUCCGCUCCAGUGUCGCUGAGCAGCCAGCCAGCGACAUCUCGGGACGCAACCCGAGCCGUAGCAAUCAUCCACCACCACUCCCUCUACCCGACCGACUCGCCCAGCCAUCCAGCAGCCGUCAGUCACCCGCAGACUGGGGCUACUCGUCGCCCUCCAACUACCCAACGCCUUCGCCCGGUCCCAACGACUUCGACUACGAAGAACGCCCAGAGUCUUCAGCACAGGCCGCCGCACGGUUCGCCGCUGCCACCACGGCUCGUGCGCAAGAUUCAUCCCUGGAUCCCACUCACCAACAACUCACGCACGACACCUUUGGCCGCACCUCGGGUCACAGCGCCAUCAGCGACAACCACACUUCUUCCUCAGCUCGUCGCAAGACCAGCCCCACAGAGCGCAGCGCCUUUGGCUAUCUCGCUUCCAGCUGGAUCCAGCCUUCCUCCUCCCUCCACAGUGACGAAAUCACGGAAUACCUCAGCCAAGCAUCCGCGCCCCCUCCUCCUCCUCCGCCUCGUCAGCGCCUCAUCGAUGCGCUCGAAAAGCAGCUCAACUUCACCCCCUCUCCAACGCCAACCACCGCCUCCAGCAGCCUCGACGAGCAAGACAUGUGGAGACCGCCAAUCCAUUCCGAUUUACAACCACUCUCAGACACUGCCGAUCGCACCUUUGGCACCCCAUCCCGCCAGCAGAGCCACACCACCACCGCAAGCGCAGACAGCCGUCCACCCAACGACACCGCCCAUUCCGAGACCACCUCCAGUCGCGGCACAGACCCAUCCCGCGACGUCGCUUACGGCGUAGGCGAGGCCGGAGGCGAUCAGCAGUUCAACGUGCUCACAAGGACCCUCACGCCCAGCCAGCAGCGUCAGCAGCAGGAACUCGACCGCAUGAACCAGCAACGCACCCUCGUCACAUCCCCACCCGCAACUUCGUCUGCGAUAGACUCCCGCACCACUUCUCCCCUCACCGGCAAGGCAGCUCUGCGCGCUUCUCAUCAAUCCAACACCACCGUCACAGGCGUCACCAAUACCACCGGCAGCCUUGCAUCCUCCUCCACCCCAAGGCACGACCUCAGACUCAGUCGGCAGACCCAGGAUACCCUCUCUCCCGCAGCUUUGCGCCCUCUCUCGUUACCGGAACAAGACGACUCACCCCCUCAUGCCACAUCACAUCCGCCUCUCUUUGCCGGCAAGGGCUCGCACGACUCCAUCGAUGCGCUCAACGAUCAAGCUGCGCCUAAGCCCGCCGACCUCAAUGCACCCACGCGCUCCGCGUCAGUGCGCGCAAAGACCCCCGUCUUUGGCAACACCAUGUCAGAGCUUCCACCAAGUCAGCGCAAGUCGCUUGUCGGCGCGCUCCACCAUCAAGCCGCAGCUCCCUAUGCCUCGGACUCGCAACACGACGUGCAGAAUCUGCAACAGCAGAAUCAGCCCGCAUAUGCUGCGCCAAACGACCAACAGUGGCAGUCAGACCAACAACAGCGGGGAUACUACAUGUACCAGGAUCCGGCGGACCAGAAAGCGAACCACGCGGACCACCGCCAUGCCUUUGCAGACCACAACGGCCACCUUCUACGAGACGAUGCCGUGCGCGAUCCCCACGUGCCUCACCUCGGCGAUGCCUACUCCCUCGCCCCCAAGCUGCCCCCGCCUCCUUACUCGAUGUACCGCGCACAGCUGCAUCUCCCUUCCCGCUGGGCCAGGGUGCAUCACACCAUCCUGCCCCUCCUCACCUACGCCUACAUUCCCGCCACGCUGUUUCUCGACUACAACGUCAUCUUUGCCGUCGUCCAGAUCGCACUUCAUCCAGACACCUUCCAGACCGGGACCAGAACGGCGUGGUGGAUUGCCGCCGGCAUCUACGCUGGCUGCGUGCUCGCAUGGCUCGUCGGCGUCGUGCUCAUCUACGAGACGCUCUGGAGCUUCCGCAGACGCUGGACUGUCCCCCAACCCCUCGCCAUGCCCAUCUACCUGUCCUCCCCCGCCUUUGUUCGAACGGCCAUCAAGGACUACUCGCUCUACAGCUUGCUCUAUCGCGCGCGCUCUACCAGCGGCCGCCGCGACGCGCUCAUCGAGUCCUUCUGGUACUACUCGCAGAACUGGCCCACCGUGCUGACGCUCCUGCCUCGGGGCGUCAUUGCAGCGAUCGUGCUCGUGCUCUACAAGCCCGCCGGUCCCGCUCGUCCCACGCAGAGCCAACGCGACUCCGUCUACUUUGACCAGGCCACGCAAAGGCUCACGCAGUUCGCCUUCGUCAUCAUCACCAUUCAGGCCGCCUGGGUCGCCUGGAAGCUCGCCGUGCUGCUCAUCGCCAACAUCGGCCUGGCGGCUACGAUCGGUCCCAAGAGCUUGGUGCAGCAGGAGAAGCUGCGCAACGAGAUGGCCGAUACCGAGAUGACUAGUUUCGCCGCUCACAGCCGCCGCGGUCUUGUCGCACGCCACUUCGGCUCCCAGCCAGCACCCACGCAGGGCUGGAGCGACGCCGAGGACCGGCUCGAGCAAGCGGCUCAGCGGCCUUGGGCUUGGCGAUGGCGCGCCGAAGACCGCAUCCGCGCCAUUCUAUUCGACGCUGGCCUGCUGCAUCAGCCUAUGCAAGACUGGCAUAACGAUCGCCCACACGAAGUCGCUCGUCUUAAUGAAGACGCAGCAGGGCACAACCACGGAGCUGUGCCGUACGACCAGAGCCAUGGCGCAGGUGCCUACGGCCCGCAAACGGGAGAACGCGACUGGUUCGGCCCAGGCCUCACCUUCUCCGAGUCGCAGACCGGAUUGGCGCUCACAUCGCCCGAAGCCGUGCAGCCCGAGACGUGGGCGGCUGCUCAGGCGGGCGGUGCACCCCUCAGCGUGGUCACUGCCGCCCCACAGGAGCAGCAAGGCUUCCACGUGCAGCACCACGAAUCAUCGCCCUCCGACGAAGGCCGCCGCAGCGACGCCAGCGAUCCCUACUCGCCCGCACCGCUGCCCAUCGGCCGAAGCCCGCGUUCCAAGGAGCAGUUGCGCGACGCUUCGUCCAUCUCCUCACUCAACCGACUCGCCGCGCUCAAUUCGGCACACUCUGGCUCGCACGACUCUCCGCUUGCGGCUGCCGACAGCUCGCCCCACGUCUCGUCCCACCAGAGCCAUGACGAUGCAUACAGAACGGCUGCUGACGUCUUCACUCGACCGAGCCACGCCCAAGCCGAGCCGGCUUCCAGGCUUGCUCCACUCGGCAUGCAAGACACCGAGGAAUCCAGCGUGCCUGCUGCUGCGCCUCAGGUGCCGAUGCAGACGUCCGACGACUCGGCCAUGCUUGGAGAGUGGCGCGGGCGCAAGCGGCCUCGAAGCUCGCCGGUGCCCGCCAACUAUGCCACGCUCAAUCCGCACGGCAUGGUGACCGAGACCGAAGACUGGCUGCGCGGCCAGAUCGACGAGGAGGACGAGGAUGACGGGCCUGCCGAAAGCGACUUGCGCGACGCAGCAAAGCAUGGCGGACCCAAGUUGGGCGAUAACGAUCGACGCGUCAUGCAGGCGUUCGUGCCUCCGCUCGGGUCCUUUGCCAUGUACAAGGAUCCGUCUCUGGCCGGUUCGCCCGAUCAAGGCGGCAGCGACACCAAGCACGGCUCGUGGACAGCGGCCGCACCGAAUCCCGAGUUGUUUGCUCAGAGGCCCGAGGAUGCGGCGUCCAAGACGACGCUGCCACUGCGGGUCCAUGCGGAUGCGAAGAACGGGUCGACAACCUCGCUGGGCUCGUCGCUCAAGGGCGGGCGCUCGGGCACGUACUCGAGGCCGCGCUCCUCGGGACACGGCCACGAGGCCUCCUCCGAGGACGGCGUCAGUUUCGACGGUGCCGAGGCGAAGAAGCGCGGGCGCAACUCGUUGCUCGGCCGCAUGACCAACGCGUCGCCGUCCGAGACGAGCAAAAGGAGCGGCAGCGCCGGUCGGGCCGAGGGCGAGUCGUGGAUCACGUCGCUGUUUGGCAUGCGCGGCGGCUCGCGCAAAGUUUCAGCCGCCGGUUCCACCUCGUCGCUCAAGGGCAGUGCAGCAGGCGACACGUCUCUGCCGAACUCGGACGGGCAUGUCGAAGGUGUACCUACGCUCAUCACCACGUCGGCAUCGACGACGCUCCCGACCACCGACAGUGGCGAUGCUCAGGCAGCAUCGUUGGCAAACGAGGACGAUGCGCGUGGGUCGUUGCUCAUGGCUCCGCUGGGUCAGUAUGCCAACGACACGGGCAGAUCGGUCUCUCCGUCGGGCAGCAACCACUCCAAGGCGUCUGUGGGCAGCGACGACUCGGAAGAGCGCCGUCUAUGGGCCUCGUUCCCGGACCAGAGCCGACGCCACCCGCCGGGUCUUAUCGCGCUGGACCUCGAGCAGCGCGCUUCGACGAGUGCGCCCGUGAACCUGUCGCCGCUCAUGCAUCCCAACGUGCUAGCGGCGAUCGGAGGUGCUUCGCCCCUCGGACUGCCUGCUGUGCUGGGAGGCGUGGGGCAGCUCUCGGUGAGCCCGUCCGAGGGAGGCCUGCAUGCGAUCCGCGAGGAGAGCUGGACGUCGUCGCUCGAUUCGAGAUCGCAGGGCGCUACGGGAAGCACGAGGAGCAGAGGCACUGCCAGCGCGUUUACCACCUCGCCCGUCGAUGCCGACUUCCCAUUGGAGCAGAUCCAAGAGGUGCCGGUCCCGCAUACGGGCUCCUCCUCGCAUGCUCGACGUGGAUCGACUUGA
This is a messenger RNA of Moesziomyces antarcticus, 4707 nucleotides long. RefSeq lists its product as uncharacterized. The record is from RefSeq and is a predicted model, not a curated record. The coding region runs from base 1 to 4707 and encodes 1568 amino acids. Lineage: Eukaryota; Fungi; Basidiomycota; Ustilaginomycetes; Ustilaginales; Ustilaginaceae. The transcript has a single exon.